This is a messenger RNA of Salvia hispanica, 1340 nucleotides long. RefSeq names its product mitochondrial inner membrane protein OXA1-like. Gene Ontology annotation, biological process: protein insertion into mitochondrial inner membrane from matrix. The record is from RefSeq and is a predicted model, not a curated record. Gene Ontology annotation, cellular component: mitochondrial inner membrane. Lineage: Eukaryota; Viridiplantae; Streptophyta; Magnoliopsida; Lamiales; Lamiaceae. Gene Ontology annotation, molecular function: membrane insertase activity.
UUCAUUUCACAUACCACCUCCAAAGCUUUUCCUCCACCGCCAAAACUUGCUUCACUUCUCCAGAUUUUCUCUCUUCCGUUGCCAAAACCUAGACGCGGAAGUAAUGGCCUACAGGCGUAGCAUCAUGGCUAGAUCGAAGUUGUUCUACCAACAGCACCAGCGAUUUUCGCCUUCACUGUCACACAUUAGUGGCAGCGACCGUGAGCAGUUGCCUGCGAAAACGAAUCCUGAGAUGCUCAGCACUUUUCUGAUAUCCAGAAACAAUGCUGGCAAUCUUCGACUCAUGCGUUCUGAGGUUCCUGCGGGCUAUGGGCUGCUAUCAGGAAAUGUAUCUCGACUUAUGCAUUCUGAGGUUCCCACAGGCUAUGGGCUGAUUUUCCACAGAAAUAUUUCAAAGGUGCCUUCCGAGAUUGAGGCCCCUGCUGAAGAUUUGAAUGGAGUGAUCGGUGUGGUGGCUGAUAAGGCUUUUGAGGCAGCUCCAAUGGUGAAUGAAAUGGCCACUGCAGCAGCAGAUUCAAUCAGUAACAUGAACAUAAUUGGAUAUAUGCACUCAUUCACUGGUUUAGAAUGGUGGGCAUCAAUUGCAGCUGUGACUCUUCUGCUGCGUAUUUUGUUUGUUCCUUUUCAAGUAUAUCGUCUUCAAUAUUUUUCCCAUGAUGGCGAACGUCGAGAUAACGAAUUCCUUUCAGUUGCGAUAUUCUUCCAUAUCGAGGGUGCUAUUGAAAAAAAAUCUGAGAUAUCUAAAUGGCUGGAUAAAUAUGGUCGAUUUUACGUUUGUGGAUUUAGAUGCUCAUAUAUACCUGCCAUUUGUGUUUUCUUUUGCGUUUUAGACAUGGUGAAGAAUGUACCCUCUUUUACAACAGGUGGAACAUUAUGGUUUACAGACUUAACAACUCCCAAUCGCUUGGAACUUCCAAUCCUUCUGGCGUUGACAUUUUGGGUUAGGAUGAAAUUGAAUCCAACACAAUAUUUGCAAAUCGGAGAACUGUAUAUGAAGUCUCAUGAAAUUGCAGUUCGUGCUGUGGUACUAUACCUUGUCGCUGUUGCUGCAGGAUUCCCCACGGCUGUAUACAUUCCUUGGAUCACCUCUAACCUCUUUUCAAUAGCAUACGGGGCUGUUAUGAUUCAUCCUCGAGUUCAGAAAUUGUUGGGGAUAUCAUUGGAGAUACCACAUUCCGCUCGAAAAUAGACAUCAUGAAGUUAGAGUGGCCAAAAAUAGCAGUAUUUUGAACUCGUUAUUUUGUGUCUUCAAUCAAUAACCAAACAUGGUGAUGUAGUAUCACAAACUAACUAGGAUUUCAGAGCGUUGGCUGCAGACAUAUUGCCCUUUUUGUGUUUCA